GCGCGAGGUUUUUCCAUCAAUGAGAGGUUGUUUCUGCCAGAUAUAUAUACUAAACACCAUCCACGCGGCGAUGGCCUCAUCGAGACGCACCACAUCGGGUAUAUAGCGACUCCUUCUCAACCUCUCUCUCUCUCUCCCUCCCUCCCUCCCUCCAGCCAUGUCCAAGAUGCCUUCGUCCGAUGAUGCGAAGACCAUCGAGGUCCACACCGUCCCCCACGAGGACCUCGCGGAACCCCCGGCCGCCCCGACGGCGCACUCCCUCCUGUCGUCGCUGCUAGCCCUAACUCCCCGAACAACAACGCCGCCGGUCGAUCUCGAUGCCAUCGCCACCCCUCGCAGCGUCUUCGACGACCCGCAGCUGGCUCGCUUCUACUGGCCGCACCCCGAGUACGAGAACCUGGCGCGAUUCGACCCGGCCGAGCGCUGGACGCACCGCGAGGAGCGCGCGGUGCGGCGCAAGACGGACGUGCGCAUCUUCUGCUGGAUCCUCGUCAUGUUCUUCGGCCUCAACCUGGACCGCGGCAACCUGAGCAACGCGUCGGCCGACAACCUGCUGCCCGACCUGCACAUCACCACCGACGACUACAACAACGCCCAGAACAUGUACCGCGUGGGCUUCCUGAUCAGCGAGAUCCCCUCGCAGAUGAUCGGCAAGCGCCUGGGCCCCGACCGCUGGAUCCCCGUCCAGAUCAUCUGCUGGAGCCUGGCGUCCGGGGGCCAGUUCUUCAUGCAGGGCCGCGCGGGCUUCUUCGCCUGCCGCUUCUUCAUCGGCCUGUUCAUGGGCGGCUUCAUCCCGGACGCCAUCCUGUACCUGUCGUACUUCUACACCAAGACCGAGAUGCCGCUGCGCCUGGCCCUGUUCUGGUUCGUCGACGCCCUGUCCGGCGUCAUCGCCUCGUUCAUCGCCUACGGGGUGCUGCACAUGCGCGGCGUCGCCGGCCGCGCGGGCUGGCGCUGGCUGUUCCUGAUCGAGGCCCUGAUCAGCCUGGUCAUCGGCGUGCUGAGCUUCGCGCUGCUGGUGCCGGGGCCCACCCAGACGGCGACGUGGUGGCGCCCCCGGGGCCUCUUCACGGCGCGCGAGGAGCGCAUCAUCGUCAACCGCGUGCUGCGCGACGACCCGUCCAAGGGCGACAUGCACAACCGCCAGGCCCUGACGCUGGGCAUGCUGUGGCGGAGCCUGAGGGACUACGACCUGUGGCCCAUCUAUGUCAUCGGCAUGCUGUUCGAGAUCCCCACCGCGCCCCCCAAGUCCUACCUCAGCCUGUCCCUCAAGGCCAUCGGCUUCUCCACCUUCCAGACCACCCUGCUGGGCAUCCCCGUCACCUUCUUCGCCGCCAUCAACCUGCUGCUGGCCACCGAGCUGUCCGAGCGGUGGCGCCAGAUCUGCCUGGUGGGCGUGCUCACGCAGCUGUGGUCGCUGCCCCUGCUCAUCAUCCUGUUCCGCUGCGCCGGCACCCUGUCCAACUGGGGGCUGUACGCCGUCACCUUCGUGCUGCUGGGCUGGCCCUCCCCCCAUGCGGCCCACGUGGGCUGGUGCUCGCGGCUGAGCAACUCGGUGCGCACGCGGGCCGUCAGCGCGGCCCUGUAUAACAUCACCAUCCAGCUGUCCGGCAUCGCCUCGUCCAACAUCUACCGGUCCGACGACGAGCCCUACUACCGCCGCGGCGACGGGCAGCUGAUUGCCAUCAACGUCGCCACCCUGGUGGUGUACGUCCUGGCCAAGGCGUACUACGUGGCCCGCAACCGGUGGAAGCAGGCUCGGUGGGAGGCGAUGACGGUGGCGGAGCGCGUCGACUAUCUGGCCCACACCACGGACCAGGGGAACAAGCGACUGGAUUUCCUGUUUGAUAGCUAGCUAGAUAGAUAGCGAGACGCAGCCUGAAUGGAAGAGAGACUUCGCCCUCCCUCCCCCUCCGGACCGGUCGGGGAGGGGGAGGGGGGACACUAGAGUGAUGUCGCCAUUCCGGAUGCCUCGUACGGCUGUAGGCAUGGAGGGGAUAGGGUGGGAUAGAUGGGAUAGAGGCCUGAU
Messenger RNA from Aspergillus heteromorphus CBS 117.55, 2029 nucleotides. RefSeq names its product putative MFS transporter. NCBI's taxonomy places the organism in Eukaryota, Fungi, Ascomycota, Eurotiomycetes, Eurotiales, Aspergillaceae. Gene Ontology annotation, cellular component: membrane. Gene Ontology annotation, molecular function: transmembrane transporter activity. The record is from RefSeq and is a predicted model, not a curated record. Gene Ontology annotation, biological process: transmembrane transport. The coding region runs from base 158 to 1855 and encodes 565 amino acids. The transcript has a single exon.